Molecule: messenger RNA, 2438 nt
Organism: Papilio xuthus (Asian swallowtail)
Lineage: Eukaryota; Metazoa; Arthropoda; Insecta; Lepidoptera; Papilionidae
Exons: 2
Source: RefSeq, a predicted model, not a curated record
CGAGUGCUCAACCCCAGAGCCAUCCACGCUCUUAUAAUUAUUAUUAAACUGUGUGUUAUACAAAGUGGUCGUGUACAAUGGAUCAAAAAUAUUUAUUAUUACUAAUAUUUCCUCGUUGUUUUACCAUACCAGUGAACAACGAUGAUUGCGUUACUUAUCGUUUCGAAGAAGUAUUUUAUAGUCACUUUUCACCUCUGUUCGAAACGUGUCGAAAGCAAUGGAAAUUGGGCAAUUAUAAUUCGAUUCCAUUGGAGAGUCCACAUCUAUUGAGUAGGACAUUUAUAUCACCGACGAAUUUACUGAGUUGUAGUAUAUCAUAUGAAAUUCCAAUGUCAGCUUCCGGGAUUGUUGAAGUGAAUUUGUAUAUGCAACCAAAAUCAAGAAAUGAUAACAUAACCAUCAAAGUUUAUAAAGUAGCUAAGGCGUUGAAUACCAUCGUUGGAGCUAAGACAAUAUCACCGAGGAGUAAAGAUUUUAAAUCAGGAUGGGAGACAGUAAAAAUAUCUUUGUCAGGUUUCGGAACCUUCAUGGGUCGGCUUUUGUUAAUGGGUAAAGCGGCACAAGAUUCUAUAGUUCUUAUUGAUUCAUUUCGAUAUAUUCCACCAGCAUACGACGAAUCUCUAUGUUUAAUAUACGAUAGUUCAUUGUAUAUCGAUGAUUCUACUACAGAAUUUCUUUAUACAACUACAUUAGAAGAAACUAAAGACCAGAUAACCCAGGAAUCUGAUCCGAUAGUAGAGACAUCCGACAAAACAACAACACCAUUUACUAAGAUUGAUAAUGCUAUGAAUAUGCUUGAUUCUACUACACAAUUUCUUUAUACAACUACAUUAGAAGAAACUAAAGACCAGAUAACCCAGGAAUCUUCUGAUCCGAUAGUAGAGACAUCCGACAAAACAACAACACCAUUUACUAAGAUUGAUAAUACUAUGAAUAUGCUUGAUUCUACUACAGAAUUUCUUUAUACAACUACAUUAGAAGAAACUAAAGACCAGAUAACCCAGGAAUCUGAUCCGAUAGUAGAGACAUCCGACAAAACAACAACACCAUUUACUAAGAUUGAUAAUGCUAUGAAUAUGCUUGAUUCUACUACAGAAUUUAUUUAUACAACUACAUUAGAAGAAACUAAAGACCAGAUAACACAGGAAUCUUCUGAUCCGAUAGUAGAGACAUCCAAAAAAACAACAACACCAUUUACUAAGAUUGAGAAUGAUAUGAAUAUGCUUGAUUCUACUACAGAAUUCCUUUAUACAACUACAUUAGAAGAAACUAAAGACCAGAUAACACAGGAAUCUUCUGAUCCGAUAGUAGAGACAUCCGACAAAACAACAACACCAUUUACUAAGACUGAUAAUACUGUGAAUAUGCUUGAUUCUACUACACAAUUUCUUUAUACAACUACAUUAGAAGAAACUAAAGAUCAGAUAACCCAGGAAUCUGAUCCGAUAGUAGAGACAUCCGACAAAACAACAACACCAUUUACUAAGAUUGAUAAUGCUAUGAAUAUGCUUGAUUCUACUACACAAUUUAUUUAUACAACUACAUCAGAAGAAACUAAAGAUAUUCAGACAACCAAAGAGCAACCUUAUUCUUAUCCAACAAUAAUGUCUAAUACAACAUUAGACAUGUACAUAACAGAUUUUCCAACCAAACCACAAACUAUAGAAACAACUUCACAACAAGAUGACAAAGACUGGGACAAUUCUCUAACUCAGAGUACUACAAUGGUACCAACAACUAUAGGGGAUGAAAAUGAUGCAUUUACAUUAGCACCUACCAAUUCAAAAAAUAAAAUAGAGACUUUAACUGAACGAAAUGUUGCCACAUUUUUGCCCGAAACCCUUGAUAACUCUACUAGUAAUAUAAUAACGAACUUUCGAACAACUUCUACUACUUCAAUAUCUAGUGAAACUGCUGAGAGUAUUUCUACGGGAGCAAUUAUAAAUACUGAAUUGACUACAGAAUUAGGUUCUAAUACUUUAAAAGAAGUGAGCGAUGUGGAAAUAACUACAACAGAAAAUGUAAACUAUGCAACAUCAUUAUGGGAUUUUAAUUUAGACCCCGAGAACUCAACAGUUGCUGGAACAAAGGGAACAGAAUAUACAGAAACGGUUACUUCGCCUGAGGUUUCAACGAAAGAUGAACUGAUUAUUAAUAUGAUAAAUAAGGGAGUAACAACAACCGGCCCCAAAUUAACUACAAAGCGGACUAAAACAGAUGUUACUUCUGCAAAGAUUUUAAAGAAUUUUGAUAAUACUUUAACUACUGAUACAGAUGAUUUAGAAACAUCAUUUAAAGAUAGAACAAUCGUAACCAAUAAAGUUCAAAUAGAGACAUUACAAACAGAUUUACAUCCGCAAACAACUACUAUUGUGAUUCCAUAUCUUGAAAAUGUGGACAGCGAUUUUUUGGCUAAUUUUUCCAUUUAUUCGGUAGUU